GCUUCAGACAUAUUUGUGUCCAAAUCUAUAAAGAUAAGUUCGCACGUAUAAAUCCAUCUAGUUAGUUUCGUGUUAGUAGUAUAUUACUUACAAAUGCUUCCAACCCACCAAACGUUUAUGGAUAUUGUUAUUCAAAUCACUUGCAUAGGAGAGCACAUAUAACUAUUUAUAAACCAAUGUAAAUUUCACAUUUUCACUAUCAAUGCUAGCAAUGCUCACUCUUCUUUUCUUGACGCUUCUGGCUCACGCCCAGCUAGUGCUCCCUACCUCUCUACAGCCCAGCAGCAUCUUCCUCCUCGCCGGACAGAGCAACAUGUCCGGCCGAGGAGGCAUAACAAUGAACAACACCUGGGACGGCAUCGUCCCGCCCGAAUGUAGGCCCAACCGAAACAUCCUCCGACUCACGGCAGCCCUCGCGUGGGUUCCCGCGACCGAGCCACUCCACAAGGACAUCAACGUGUACGCAACCGCCGGGGUGGGGCCCGGGAUGUCGUUUGCCAAUUCGGUGCUGGCGCGCGACUCAAGGCUCGGCGUGGUGGGAUUGGUUCCCUGUGCGGUCGGCGGGACCGCGAUUGGCCAGUGGGGUCGGGGCAGUUUUUUAUACGGCCAGUUGGUGAGGAGGGCUAGCGCCGCCGUGCGAGGCGGAGGGAAGAUCAAGGGGAUGUUGUGGUAUCAGGGGGAGAGUGAUACGGUGAGUUUAGAGGCUGCUGAGUCGUAUAAUGGGAGAUUGGAGAAGUUUUUUGUGGAUGUGCGGUCCGAUUUGAAGCUUCCAUUGCUUCCAAUUAUUCAGGUGGCAUUAGCAUCAGGACUAGGACCUUUCAUUGAGAAAGUGAGAGAAGCUCAGUUGGGAUUGAACCUAACAAAUGUGGAAUGUGUUGAUGCAAAGGGGCUGCAGCUGGAACCAGAUUAUGUGCAUCUAACCACUCAAGCUGAGGUUCAACUUGGAAAGAUGUUGGCCAAUUCAUUCCUCCAUACUGAACCCGUUUAAGUACUUGAAAUUAUUAGUGGAUAGUUGAAAGAAUAUAGGACUUUAUGAGAGUGAAUAAAUUAAUUUACUGGUUAUUAGGAAAUUAAAAACAUUGGCUAAUAUUGGGUGUCGUAUGAGAAUAUUUUAAUUACCAUCGCUUAAUAUUGACGGCAAAA
Messenger RNA from Rhododendron vialii, 1143 nucleotides. RefSeq names its product probable carbohydrate esterase At4g34215. The transcript has 2 exons. The coding region runs from base 203 to 988 and encodes 261 amino acids. The record is from RefSeq and is a predicted model, not a curated record. Lineage: Eukaryota; Viridiplantae; Streptophyta; Magnoliopsida; Ericales; Ericaceae.